This is a messenger RNA of Magnolia sinica, 1158 nucleotides long. RefSeq lists its product as uncharacterized. Lineage: Eukaryota; Viridiplantae; Streptophyta; Magnoliopsida; Magnoliales; Magnoliaceae. Gene Ontology annotation, molecular function: folic acid binding; transferase activity. The coding region runs from base 75 to 1085 and encodes 336 amino acids. The record is from RefSeq and is a predicted model, not a curated record. The transcript has 3 exons.
AGGUUGGACGUGAGACCUUCCUUUCAUCAUCAUCUCCUCUGUUUCAGAUGACGUUGUAAGAAAUUCGAAACAAAAUGCUGAGGGAGAUGCUUGCCUGUUGCAAGCUCUACAUCUCAGAAACCCGCAACGCUGCAGCGCUGGAAUCGAUCGAGCGAGCUUCCAAGCUCUUCCCAGAAGCACCCAUCAUCAACAAAUUCCAAGACGAAUCCUACAACCGAGUCGGGUACACGCUCGUCUCCCGUUUCCCCCCAGACCCGUCGGGUCCUUCUUCACUGAGAAAUGCCGUGUUUUCUAUGGUCGAAGCGGCUCUCGAUGCCAUCGAUCUUGAAUUGCACUCUGGGACUCAUCCACGGCUAGGAGUCGUUGAUCACAUCUGCUUCCACCCUCUCUCUCAGGCUUCGCUGGACCAAACGGCCCACCUUGCUAAGUACGUCGCAGCUGAUAUAGGACAUAAGCUUCGAGUCCUUACAUUUCUAUAUGGAGCAGCACAUGAGCAAGGGAGGACCCUUGAUUUAAUCCAAAGAGGGGUUACUUCAAGACCAAUGCCAUUGGAAACCAAUGGUCAGCGCGCAGUCCCUACAUUUCUAUAUGGAGCAGCCCAUGAGCAAGGGAGGACCCUUGAUUCAAUCAGAAGAGAAUUGGGUUACUUCAAGCCCAAUGCCAUUGGAAACCAAUGGUCAGGUGGGCCCCAACCUAAGUCCUUGCAGCUGAAGCCAGAUGCAGGCCCCUCUCAAGCCACUCAAUCCACAGGUGUUGUGGUAGUUGGUGCAACACGAUGGGUUGACAAUUACAAUGUGCCUGUUUCAUCGACUGACAUUUCUGGUGUCCGUAGGAUUGCGAGACGGGUGAGUGGUCGGGGAGGAGGGCUUGCGUCAGUGCAAGCCAUGGCACUCACCCACGGUGAGGACACGAUUGAGGUGGCGUGUAAUCUGUUGGAUCCAAGUCAAGUGGGAGCUGAUCAAGUUCAGCUUGAAGUUGAGCGGCUCGCAAGGGAAGAGAGAAUGAAUGUAGGGAAGGGUUAUUUUACUGAUCUAUCACAGGAAGAGAUCAUUGAAAAUUAUUUGAAAUUGGGCUUUGUUGAUUAAGCAACAUGGCAAUUGGAGAAAUUCAAUUGAGGAUUUUAUUUUUAUUUUUAUUUUAUUGUGAGAAGAUUUUUCA